Messenger RNA from Lingula anatina, 1926 nucleotides. RefSeq lists its product as uncharacterized. The record is from RefSeq and is a predicted model, not a curated record. NCBI's taxonomy places the organism in Eukaryota, Metazoa, Brachiopoda, Lingulata, Lingulida, Lingulidae.
UAGCGAUCUUCUUCCAUACUCACUAACUGAUGACGUCUUACACACGAAUGGCUUCUUUUGCAUCAGCUCAAACUGGCGCGUGUCCUGAUAUGCAGUGACGCUGUCGAGACCAGAUGCGGGGCACGCCUGUAAUUUCCUAAAUUACUAUAAAGAUCUAAAGGGACUGCUAUAAAGAUCUUCCUUGUAUGAAGGACACAGUAUGAAUUUUACAAGUCCAAAAAUCUUUUCACAGGUAGUAUUUUUUUCAUCACAAAGCUGAAGCCAUACAAGCAUACCCCCAAUAAUGGCUGAGGACAACUGUAGUUCAGCAGAGCCUGACAAGACCCCACUCAAAGUUUCAGCCAGAUUGUACGACAGAAAAAGGGGCAUAUACUCAGACAUUGAUAGCCAAACAUCAGUGGCACCACUGGCCUCACCUGGGAUGAGUGAUAACAUUACACCUUCUGCAAAGAGAAUGCGCAGAUAUAGAGAGAAGUUACGGGCAAAGUUACAGUAUGCCAAAUACCUAGAAAAACAGAGAAAAAAGGCAAAAGAAUACAGGGCUAACAGGUCUGAGGAACAGAAAAAAGCAGACAAGGAAAAGAGCAGGCUUCGGACACAGAAAUACCGCCAGAAAAAAAAAGAGAAAGGAGAACCAGUAAAUGCCAAUCCAACUGUUAAUACAAGAACGAAAGGAGAACCAGUAAGUGCCAAUCCAACUGUUAAUACAAGAACUUCGUUAGCAGCAAAGCGAAAAAAAGAAAGAGAAAGGAAAAGAAAAUAUAGAGCUGCUUUGACCCCUGAGAAGAGAGCUGCAAUCAACUUGAAAAGAUCAUUACGGGGCAAGGAAAAGAGCAGGCUUCGGACACAGAAAUACCACCAGAAAAAAAAAGAGAAAGGAGAACCAGUAAAUGCCAAUCCAACUGUUAAUACAAGAACGAAAGGAGAACCAGUAAGUGCCAAUCCAACUGUUAAUACAAGAACUUCGUUAGCAGCAAAGCGAAAAAAAGAAAGAGAAAGGAAAAGAAAAUAUAGAGCUGCUUUGACCCCUGAGAAGAGAGCUGCAAUCAACUUGAAAAGAUCAUUACGGGGCCACACUCCAUUUGUUGUGAGCUAUAAGGAGCGAUCCUGCUUCUGUGAAGCAUGUGUGACAGUUGAAGGUUCUCAGUUUGAAGGUUCUCAGUUUGAAGGGACACCAUCUCAAGAGAAGGUCAUCAGGCCCUUGGAACAAUUUCUGGAAUCAGGGAUAGGGAUAAACAUUGGUCAGCAAUUGCCAAGGUGGAAUGCUUUAAAAGAUCAACUACAAUUAGAAACAAAUGAAAGCCUGGCAAAACAUUUGAUGGACUACUACUGCAAAGGUGGUACCAAUAUUCAUCAUCCAGUUAUAUCUGACACCAUCGGGGUGCACAGUUCAACACAUUGCAGUUCCAAUUCUCAUAGUAAAUUGUACCCCAGAAGACAGCAAGAGUCAGAGCAGAAUACUUUCAUUUCUGAAACAGUCACUGACACUGAAAGACGGCAAGAUUUAGAACAUAGUGACUCUAUUAUUCAAGCUGACUCAGGCACUACUUGGGAGCAAGAUUCAGUUCACAGUAAUUCCAUUACUCACGCUGUCUCUGAAACGAAAAAAGAGCAAGAUUCAGAUCACAGUAAUACUUUGACUCAAGUUGUCUCUGAAACCAAAGGACAGCAAGAGGCAUCUACAAAUACACAGAUCAUACCAAAAACAAAAACUGACCAAAACGCAUCAAUUAAACAGGUUGAUUCUAGUGGAGUUAAAGUUGCAGGAAAGAAAUACUUAGUCAUCUUGUCUAAUUCUAAGCAUCCUAAUCCAACAUGGUUAUUAAGUCCAUGAAUGGACUCAUACAAAACCAUGAGAGCCAAAAGUGUACAUCUGCCAGUACUGUGGUCAAGACUUUCCUACCAUGUAUAGAAUUGCUCUUCAUG